Molecule: messenger RNA, 3451 nt
Organism: Beta vulgaris subsp. vulgaris (sugar beet)
Lineage: Eukaryota; Viridiplantae; Streptophyta; Magnoliopsida; Caryophyllales; Amaranthaceae
Product: NAC domain-containing protein 12
Exons: 3
Coding region: 2044-3114 (356 amino acids)
Biological process (GO): regulation of DNA-templated transcription
Molecular function (GO): DNA binding
Source: RefSeq, a predicted model, not a curated record
AUUAAGUUGGUGCUACGCUUUGCACCCGCUUAAGGUUGUGCUGUUCAUUCCUUGCACUUGAGCCAAAGGUUGUGCUAUUCUAGCCAAUUAACCCAAUUUUAUAAAACUCAUAGCAGGCACUAGGCAGCAUCUCACAUUUCCUUUUGAAGUUUUCAUCUACUAAUCGGAGUUUUUUUUCUUCUUUGACCUAUUUCUAAAUUUGAUACUAUAUUAUAAUAUCGUCAUAAUUUUCUUAUAAUUAAGGAUGCUUUACAAGUUGAGGGUUACAUACCUUAGAAAAGAUAAUUUUUUGAAAAUAACAAAGAAAACACGUUGGUUAUAUGCAUGGUAUAAGAUCCCUUUCAACUAUCAUAAAUUCAUAACUGUACGUAUCUUCAUUUAUUUAUAUAGUAGUACUUUAAUUUAGAGUAUCUCCUAUUCUCCUUGUCAUUUAAGGGCCAAGAACACGAAGAUAGCUGCUGAGUAUCUCCUUUUGGAGAUAUGGUCUGAUGUGGGAUCGAACUUCUACUUCAAAUGGUGCUUUCUUUGAAGAUUAUGUGGUAAAGGGUCGUAAUAUGAUAGUACUAUGGAGGGCUGCCUCCUACCCUUACUAUCCCUUUUAUAGUUUUGUAGGACCAUUUUAUAAUGGUUUGCCUAGCUUUGCCAAUUAUUUUAUUUACCAGAACAUAUACCUAGAAUGUCUUGGUCUAGUGGUUAAGAUUGAGGUGUUGUGAACGAUAUGUUACAUGUUCGAAUUCCCCUCCCAACCAUGAUAGUUGGUGACAUACCAACGCCUAAAUCGACUUAACAAUAACAAAGUUCCCUCUUAAAAAUAAAUAAAACUAAUAAAGGGAUUAGUGUACUAGGAGUAUGUGUGUAGUAACAAUGAUAAAAUAUAAUUAGGUCAACUAGGAAGUCCUAAAAUGUAGAGUCAAAUAUAAAAUAUUAAUUUGUAUGGCAAUUUACAACUCGCUUAAGAGGAAGUAUUCUCUCAUAUCCAGUAAGGGACAACUUGUCCCAUAUUGUGGUAUUUUUGUAAAUUUACUAGCAACUUGAUACAAUACAACAUUUACACGAUAUGAUUAGAUGCAGCCAGGAUAUUAUAUAAUAGCUAACUGAUAAGAUAGUGUUAAGAUAUGAUAUAUACUAGUCAUCUAAUACAUCAACUAGAUUUCAACUAACAAUCCCCAAAUAAAAAUAUAUGAAAAAAAAUUAAUUUAUAAUUUUUUAAUAUCAAUUUUUCUCAUGAAAAUUACUGAAAUGCCAUGAUAUUGGACUAUAUCGAGUAUGGGAAUAUCAUUACUCACUCGUUUAAUAGACAAUAACAAAGUAUGGUGGUAAUGGUAACGAGUUUUCGUCAAUACAACCUCCAAAAUAGUAACCAAAAGUAACGAAAAUGUACAAAUAAGAACUCAUAUGAUAAAGUUGCAUUACAAUCUUGAUGAAAUUAAACUUACUUAACAAAACAAAAAAAAAAAAAAAAAAACUACUACGUACUAUAUAUGAGCUUGUAGAUUACCAUCAUAUAUUAGUGUGUACAAUAUAUGAACACAUACAUUGUGAUCUCUAGUUGUUUAGUUGAAAUUAAUUCACACUUGAAACUUACACCUUAUGUAGUACAUUCAGUCUUAUUGAUCUUUUAGGUAGUUAACCCCUUCUGGAAGCUAAAAUCCAUGGACCCACGUACGAAGUACACCAGAAUGGCCAUGAUACCAAACCUUUUCAUGCAAACUGUAAUUUUCUCUUUUAACUUCAUUGCCUUUAUAUAUAAUGUGUCCUUAAUCAUCCCUUUUCACCUCAAAACUUAUCUCCCACAGUUCAUAUUUUAGCUUCUGUGUAUUCCAUAUCUGUAAUAUUCAGCCUUUUUCUCAGACAUCAAUACAAGUUUUGCACACAGCAACAAACAUCAACUCUACUUAAGUAGGAGUUAACUAGUAGCUUUCUUUCUUCUUGUUCUUCUUUACUUCUGUUUUUAUUUUAUACAUAUAAAAGAAUAAGAUCAAUUUGUUAUGCGCUUUGAUAUAUUUCAAUUCAUUAUUGUUGAAGCAUUUAGAAAGUUGAAAUAUGAAUUUAUCAGUGAAUGGUCACUCAAAAGUUCCUCCAGGUUUUAGAUUUCAUCCUACAGAAGAAGAGCUUCUUCAAUAUUACUUGAAGAAGAAAGUGGCUUUUGAAAGCAUAGACCUUGAUGUCAUUCGAGAUAUUGAUCUUAACAAGCUUGAACCUUGGGAUAUUCAAGAGGAAUGCAGAAUAGGAUCAGGGACACAAAAUGACUGGUAUUUCUUCAGUCAUAAAGACAAGAAAUACCCAACAGGGACUAGAACAAAUCGAGCCACUGCAGCGGGGUUCUGGAAGGCCACAGGCCGUGACAAGAUGAUCUAUAGCAACAACAAUCGUAUUGGUAUGAGAAAGACUUUGGUUUUCUACAAAGGUCGAGCUCCACACGGUGAAAAAUCUGAUUGGAUCAUGCAUGAGUACAGGCUAGAAGAUUGCACUACUACUAACAACACAGUACAGCAUGAUCUCUCCUGUGUGUCAAGAGAAGAUAAUUGUAUAGCAGAAGAAGGGUGGGUGAUAUGCCGUGUUUUCAGGAAGAAAAACUACCAAAAGGCAAAUGAGAGCCCUAAAUGUUUACCAAUAUCAAGUGAAUCACAAAGCCAGUUGAUGAAUUUCAGUGAUAAAAAGGUGCUUGAUCACAUCUUUUCUUGCAUGGGGAAGACAUAUCAAGAUGAAAACAAUCAUGAUCAUUCAACAACCAGUACUACUAGUACUACUAGCACCAACAUCUUCCCUACCUACAGCUGCUGUACUGGAAAAAGCAAUCCAAACACACCAAAAGAAAGAUCAAUUAUUCAUCAUAAUAAUAAUAAUCAUGUUACACUAAACAGUCAAAUAUUAGAAGGUGAUGAUGAUCAGUACAGUCUUCCUAUGCUUAGCAGCAGUAGUCCACCGUUCGAUCAUCAUCCCGACGACGGCCCUAUGAUUGAUCUGUGCUAUGAUCAUCAGAGAUUAAUAGAGGGUGAUCCAAAACCAAGGUUAAGUGAUUGGAUCACGCUUGAUCGUCUUAUAGCUUCUCAACUCAAUGGCCAAGAUGAAGAGUUAAUCUGUUCAAACUCAGUUAUGUUUCACAACCUGUAAUUUAGGCUUUGUAAAGAUUUGUCAUACAAGUAAAACUGUUGCACCACGUGUCAAUAUGUCAUAACCCGGAAAAAUAAGGGAUUAUUUUUUGUCGGGAUUCAUAAUAAUGUUAAUUUAUUUCUUAAAAAUUUCGUUAGUUGAAAAGAAUUUGUUGUGCCGUAUAGGAUUUACAACGAUUGUAUUAGAUAUAUUUUAUGUUUGUUGAUGAUGAAGAAGGUGACACUAAAGGCCUUUCUGCACAUGAUUUGUGCUCAUCAUCUGCUCAACUUGAGCUACUUUUUCUACAAGUUACUUGUGGGUACCAACAGUACUAUAUGAAAGUUGACUAGCUACUAAA